CGAAACAUUCAUCACUCCCAUCAUUCUCGCUCGCAUUCAUUCACUCAAUCCUCACCCUCUGCACUCCGUCAAUCCCUGCAAUCAGCAAACAUCAGCAAAUCUCGCCCAUCCACAUACGGACUUUCAUCUCCGUAACGUCUUUCAUUUCAGAGAUUUGUACAGUGUUGAGUUUCAUUUCUCAGCAAAUGCAAUCAUCGAUUUCCAUUAUAUUCCAGUGCCAAAAUUGAGUAUACCUCUUCAUCACUGAGCCGGUCUCGUGAUCAAGCGGCACAAAACACCGCGACCACGCAGCAAAUUCCAGUCAUUUCGAACAAUAAUCUAUAACGUCUACUAACGAUAAAAACACACAUCACGACGUAAUCUCUCACCCGUUCUUUCACACCAUCCAAACCUAGCGCAAUGGUUUGCUGUGGUAAAGCAACAUGGAAGCGGGAGGAGGUAGCGGAUCAUAAAUUCGACUUUAUCGACGUGAGAGAUUAUUACAGCAAUACAUUCUUUACAAGGCUACGGUACAUGUGGGUUUUCAUUAUGGUUGGAAAGGGAUUUGCUGUAUACAUUGCAGACAUCUACACUGCAAUCACCUUACUCGCAUUUCACAGAUUCAACGGAUCAAUCUAUACCAGAGUUGAAGCAGAUAGCGAUAAUCCGCUUCGUGUUCCUUUCGAUUAUGGUCGAUGGAUCUUUACCGGUUGUAUCAUUUUCUCAUUCUGCCUUUUGGCGUAUGAAGCGCAUAAAGCCAGAGCUGUGGUUCGAAGCAGAGAUAUCAGUUAUGCAUACACAAACGUGAUGGCUAACGAUUAUUACUCUAUUCGAAGUUAUAAUCACUUUUGUUUCUUCUGUCAAAUUAACAAUUCAAAGAAGAAAAAGGACGAAUUGGCUUUCUUCAUCUUCUUUACGUUCAAAGGAUGGAAAAGACUUUUGGUGGCAGAUGGACCGAGACAAGUAAUCAAUGCAUUGACCUUAUACGCUUUAGCAAGAGCGGCAAACUUUUCGACUGAUCUAUAUCAAUACUAUGAAGGCAAUUACUUUACAGCAGCCAUGUUACUCACCAUGUUGUUCACAGUGGUAAUCUUUGCUGGCAGUGCCGUCCUGCUGGCUUUGGCUUGUUUGAUGUAUUUGCCUCUCAUUUGCUACAUUCAAGGGAACUUGAAGGAGUACUGUUGUCACAAGAUCGAUAAACGUAUUUCUGAGCUAGUACAAAAGAAGAAGAAGCAACGGCUCGGCAAGUACGCAGCAAUUGCUAGGGCAGAAGCAGCGGGAGAUUUCUCCCACUUGAUGAACAAGCGAGGUAUCAUUGUUGGACAAAAGAUGGUUCAGCCAACGCUGCCUAACUUAGAUGUCGAUUUGUACAACGAUGAUGCAAAACCUAUGAAGCAAUUUGGACAGCAACGCACUGCGUCAAUGUCAUCAUCUACUGUGAACGGUCUACAUGGACCUGACAAAGGAUUAUAUGCCAUGAAAGAAGGCGAUGACUAUGGAAGCACAGCUCAUUUGAUGUUCAAUCAAGGGUAUGCAGGAUCAAUACAUGGUCAUCCUAUGCACGGCUCCAAUUUGAGUGUCAGCAGCGGAACACUAAAUGCUAGCCAACCACCAACUAUGAACAACUCACCAGAUGCCUACCCUGUGCAUGUACGAGGAAGGGCUGGAACAGGUACGCUAGACGGUCAGAUGACCGAUGGCAGCUUGCCUAUGGGUAAGGUGUUAGCGCAGAUGGGACCGAUUGGCACAAGUCCUUCAUUAUUUGCACAAAGGAAAGUGGGAAUGAACGGCAGUCAAAACGGAGCAAGUACUGAUCAGUAUGGACAACGAUCGCAAAAUGGUUAUUACUCUACACCGUAUGAGACUGAACAUUCUUCCCGUAGCGCAACGAAUGAUGCUUAUGGUGAUCACAAUAGUGGAGCCAAUAGCCAUGAAGCAUAUGAGAUGCAAUCGCAAGGCGGACAAAAUGGCAUGAACGACCACACGUACGGCUAUCCUCCGAGCGAAGGCAUGCGAUACCCAGAUGCCGAUGGUGGUGUUGGUGGUCAUGAUUUAUCGGCUUAUACCCCCUACCAAGCUGACCAAGGAGGCCAAUCGAAUCAACAAGCUUAUUUGCAGCCUAGUAAUCAGGGCGUUGCUGGAGGAGGAAGCAGCCAUGGAAACAGUCGUGUUCAAAGCUUUGCUUUUGGAGAUGUCUAUGAUGAUUAUUUGGAAGAGCCAGGGCAAAAUGUGGAUCGUGAUUCGUAUGGUCAGGCAUCACAAGAACAUCAUGUUACGAGUGAAACAUUUGGUUAUCGAAACUCGGGCCAUCUUCCUAACGAACAGCAGCAAGCGUAUAGACAGCAGCAGAAUUAUGAUCAACAGCAUUAUCAACAUGCAUAUAGUCAUGAUACUCAACAGAUGAAUAAUCAAGAUCAUGGUUAUAGUACCGAUCGAUCGCAACAUUUGAAUCCACGAUACGGUGGUCCGGGUGAUGGUUACUCAGAUCGUCAAGGAUCUUAUUCACCUAAUGGAUAUGACGGAAAUUCAGGACAGUAUAUGAAUAAUCAGGGAAGUCAUAAUCAGCAAUAUUCUUAUCAAAAUCAAGGCUACGACAAUCAUCCAGCUUCUUACGAAAAUGCUAAUUCUUUUGCUCGGUGAUUAUGGCGUAUCACCAUUAGCUAGACUUUAUCUACACUUUUGCCAACGGGAUCAUACCUUUUCACAAUCCUUUUUAUCUUUUCAAUCUGUAUUCUAUUCAUCUACUCUCCUUAAUGUUAGAGUUUUUGUCACCUUCAA
This is a messenger RNA of Meira miltonrushii, 2757 nucleotides long. RefSeq lists its product as uncharacterized. The record is from RefSeq and is a predicted model, not a curated record. The transcript has a single exon. Lineage: Eukaryota; Fungi; Basidiomycota; Exobasidiomycetes; Exobasidiales; Brachybasidiaceae. Gene Ontology annotation, cellular component: plasma membrane. Gene Ontology annotation, molecular function: potassium ion transmembrane transporter activity. Gene Ontology annotation, biological process: potassium ion transmembrane transport. The coding region runs from base 400 to 2619 and encodes 739 amino acids.